Molecule: messenger RNA, 972 nt
Organism: Brassica napus (rape)
Lineage: Eukaryota; Viridiplantae; Streptophyta; Magnoliopsida; Brassicales; Brassicaceae
Product: F-box/kelch-repeat protein At2g22050-like
Exons: 2
Coding region: 1-972 (323 amino acids)
Molecular function (GO): protein binding
Source: RefSeq, a predicted model, not a curated record
AUGGCUAUGGCCAAUAUUCCGGUGAAUUUUUCGAGCAAUUUGAUUGUCGAAAUGACGGGAUUGUGGAAUCGUAGGAUUCAUUGUUAUGAGCACUAUGUUCCAAAAUGCCAUCACCUAAACAUCUCAUGGGUCUCAAAAGACCUAAGAUUCCUUGUUCGCUCCCCUGAGCUCAAAGUCUUGCGAUCCACCCUCCCCAAGAGCUCCCUUCAUUUAUGUUUCCAAAAAGAUGACGACCACCAUUCAUCCUUCCACUGGUUUACUCUCAGCGAAACAUCAACGACCACGACGGAGUAUGGGUUAGUUCCGAACCCAACUCCCUUCCCUCCUCAUAAGUACGGUUCUUCCACUGUUACAGUGGGGUCAAAGAUUUUCUUCAUUGGUGGAUCAAUUGAAUCUUCCUCGGAUCUAUGGAUCCUUGAUACCCCAUCUGGGAACAUGACUAAGGGACCAAGCAUGAGCAUGCCUCGAGAGAAAGGCGAAGCAGCUGUGGGAGUGAUCGACGGGAAGAUAUACGUACUCGGAGGCCGAACCUUCUUGGACGGAAGGUUUCAUGAAGUUGAAGUUUUUGAUGUAAAGUCAGAGACGUGGGAGCUUGCGGGGCUGGAGAACGUGCGUAAGAUUUCGCAGCGUAGUGCCUCGGUGGAGGGGAAGGUGUACAUGGUGGAGUACAAGAAGACAAGUGUGUACAAUCCGAGAGGAGGUGAAGGAAAGCGGUUGGUUCAGAUGGUAAACCAUAGACUCUCGGAAGGUGGAAGAAAGGAUAGGUUAAAGGAUAUGGCGCAUCGUGUGUGUGUGGUGGAGGAUGUUCUCUUUGCUUUCUUUAACCGGACUGGGUUGAUGUGGUUUGAUACAAAGCUUUACGUGUGGAGAAGAUUGGUUGGUCGUGAUGGGAAGGAACUACCGUUUAUCUUAUAUGCGGGUGCCAUUGGCGGAAUACGAGGGAAGGCUUGUGGUUUUGUAUAUGACGGAUGA